AUGAUUCGUAGAAAUACCCGUCUUCGUAGAGAAUAUCUCUAUAAAAAGUCCUUGGAACAAAAGGAACAGUCAACAUUUGACCGUAAACAAAAGAUCAAGGAAGCGAUCGAACAGGGAAAGACACUUCCGACUGAAUUAAGAAAAAUGGAUAAAGGGUCAAAAGAAGAUUUUGGUUAUGAUCAAGCACAAGAAGCUCCAUCAACACAUGAGGACGACGAAUAUGCCCGUGCUGGUGUGUACGAUCCAAAGAUUUUAAUCACGACAUCAAGAGAUCCUAGCAGUCGUCUACAACAGUUUUCAAAAGAAAUGCGUCUUAUUUUCCCCAACUCUCAGCGUAUUAAUCGUGGUGGUCAUGUGAUGAAGGAAAUUGUGGAGGCUUGUAGAGCAAAUGAAGUAACAGAUCUUAUCAUUCUGCACGAACAUCGUGGUCAGCCAGAUGGUAUGGUCGUUUGUCACUUUCCAUAUGGUCCAACAGCUUACUUUUCUCUACACAACGUUGUGCUUCGUCAUGAUAUCAAAGAUCAAGGAACGGUAUCUGAAGCAUAUCCACACUUGAUAUUCAACAACUUUAACUCAAAAUUGGGUGCAAGAAUUACAAACAUCUUGAAAUAUUUAUUCCCCGUUCCAAAAGAUGAUUCAAAACGAGUGAUGACUUUUGCAAAUGAUAAUGAUUAUAUUUCAUUUAGACAUCAUGUGUUUGUGAAAACAGGAAAUCAAGUAGAACUAGCAGAAGUUGGACCGCGAUUCGAAAUGAGACCGUAUGAAAUCAGACUAGGUACAGUUGAUCUGACAGAUGCGGAUGUUGAAUGGCAAUUGGCUGCUUAUACCAGAACUGCAGCAAGAAGAGUGGCAUUAUAG
Molecule: messenger RNA, 858 nt
Organism: Rhizopus microsporus ATCC 52813
Lineage: Eukaryota; Fungi; Mucoromycota; Mucoromycetes; Mucorales; Rhizopodaceae
Product: Brix-domain-containing protein
Exons: 7
Coding region: 1-858 (285 amino acids)
Biological process (GO): rRNA processing
Cellular component (GO): small-subunit processome; Mpp10 complex; nucleolus
Molecular function (GO): snoRNA binding; rRNA primary transcript binding
Source: RefSeq, a predicted model, not a curated record